Pyrenophora tritici-repentis Pt-1C-BFP is the source of this 1431-nucleotide messenger RNA. NCBI's taxonomy places the organism in Eukaryota, Fungi, Ascomycota, Dothideomycetes, Pleosporales, Pleosporaceae. The record is from RefSeq and is a predicted model, not a curated record.
AUGCCAUCAAAAACCAGCACCCGUCCCCCAAAACGCCUCGCCAUCUUCUGCGACGGCACUUGGGUGGGCCGCGAAACAAAAGUCGACGAUGCACCGCCUAGUAAUAUCCGCCAACUCGCCAACAUGGUAGGCGAAGUACACUACACUAAAGACCCGACGGCCGCAGCCGUGCACCCCAUCGUCCCACACGCGCACACCAAUAGCAGCAACAUAACAGCCGGCUACCAAGAAGGCGUCGGGCUAAACAAGAACUUUUUGCAAUAUAUCUGGGACGGAGCGACCGCCUCGUCGAUAAGUGAAGAAUGCAUCUCCGUGUACAAAUACAUUGUCGAGAACUUUACUUCCGAACACGAGAUCUGGCUCUUUGGCUUCUCGCGGGGCGCCUUCACCGUACGCUGUGUUGCGGGUAUGAUCAACAACUGCGGCAUCAUCAAGCGACGGGAGCAAUACACGGAUGCAGAACUGUAUAGACUGUGCUUUGAAGUUUUUCGAACGUAUCGAUCUAACUUACCCUCUGAUGCACCGGGGUCAGAUGAGUGUCAGCGGUGGAAGGGGUUGGACGACAAAGUAUGGCAGGUCAAACGACCGAUUCGCUUCAUGGGUGUUAUUGAUACGGUUGGGGCGCUGGGGAUACCGAGGUUGAAUGCUGGGAUAGGGUUUGAUUGGAGUCCGUUUGAGUUCUUCGAUCAGAGUAUGAGUGCGGUUGUCCAGCAUGUGUGGCAUGCACCCUGUUUGCACGACCGACUUUGGAUCUUCCAGCCUUGUCUCGUUCUACCAGACGCUGCGGACGAGGCGGAAGAUGGUAGGACGGUUGUUCGCCAAACGUGGUUUCCGGGCACGCAUUACGAUGUCGGGCGUAUGACGUUCCGGUUCGUGAGGCAGAAUCCUGUGAAUUGGAUUGAGGAGGUGUUGGGGUGGUUGCCGGAUUUGCUGAGUCGCACGAUUUAUCCGAAUCAGGUGCUUAGUGAUGCUGUGCUGAGGUGGUUGGUGCGGGGUGUUAUGGAGGUGGAUGGCGGGUCUGAGACGAUGAUUAUGCCACGAGCGGAAGAGGAUAUUCAGAGGUUGAGUGAGGAGUUUGUCAAGGCGGCGAGUAGGGCGCAUGCAGAAGAGAUGGAGGAGUCGCAUUACACCGGUAGUGGCGAUAUCUAUGGCGAUGUCUUGGCCUAUGCACCCGGCGGUGUGUUGUUUAGUGCUGUUAAGAAGACUUCGCACUCCAUCACUUCAGCUCUCAACAAAUUUUUACCGUCGCUUGGUAUUGGCGAUAAUAUUCAGCAGUUGUUGGGUAUCAAGACGCUGAUUAGUAUCCUGACGGCGACAAACGAUCGCCGAAGAGAGAGUGUUGGUCGAUGGCGUGGAGACAGUGGUGCCGAGUAUAGAGAUUUUGGGUCGCAUGAAUCAGGAGACAAGGGAGAGGGUCAGGUAUCCGAGUAA